UCGCUUCACUUGCGUUAUCAAAGGCAGGGCGUCCAACUUGACAAACUGCAGGAGAGGCUCUUGAUAGGGAAGCGCCUGGGCGCCAAUCUAGGAAACCAAAACUGACAUGCGGCGGUGAGUCAAGCUAAUACCAUCCUCGAGUCUUCUGUCCAGGAACCUUUCCUGAGCGCAGGAAGCCCAGUUCGAGCGAAAGGCCACCCUACAAGCAGCACAGUAAGCAGCUUCCCACCCGCUAGAGAUCUCGCGGCGAGCCAGUGCCCGAACCGCCAUCUCUGGGUAGUCCCCAUUGCCGUCCCACAGGGAACCACUGGUCAGAGGACCAACCCAGCACGACUCUCAUCCGGAGAGGCAGCGCAGGCCAUCGUUCAGCGGCGAUCUCGCUCACACACCCCAGACCCCUCCCUCCUCCUCAGGCUGCGAAGAUGUCCGCCAAGCCCGAAGUCGGAUUAGUGCGCGAGGCUUCUCGGCAGAUCUUGGCCGGUGGUUCUGCUGGUUUUAUAUUUGAUCAGGUUGAAAGACUAAUUCUCUGCUUCACCAGGACACACCAAGCUACUGGUCUUGUAGAAAUUUGCCUGAUGCACCCCCUCGAUGUGGUGAAAACCAGGUUCCAGAUUCAGAGAUAUGCAACAGAUCCAAACAGCUAUAAAAGCCUAGGGGACAGCUUUCGGAUGAUCUUCCGAACAGAAGGGUUAUUUGGUUUUUACAAGGGAAUUUUGCCACCCAUCUUAGCCGAAACACCAAAAAGAGCAGUGAAGUUUUUCACCUUUGAGCAGUACAAGAAAUUGCUAGGAUAUGUGUCACUGUCACCAGCAUUGACAUUUGCCAUUGCUGGAUUGGGAUCUGGACUAACAGAAGCCAUCGUGGUUAACCCUUUUGAGGUAGUAAAAGUUGGCUUGCAAGCCAAUCGGAACACAUUCACAGAGCAACCAUCCACCUUAGGUUAUGCAAGACAAAUCAUUAAGAAGGAAGGCUUGGGACUCCAGGGCCUCAACAAAGGAUUUACAGCAACUUUGGGACGUCAUGGAGUUUUCAACAUGGUUUAUUUUGGCUUCUACUACAAUGUCAAAAACAUUAUUCCUGUCAGUAAGGAUCCAAACUUGGAGUUUUUGAGAAAAUUUGGGAUUGGUCUUCUCUCGGGGACAAUAGCCUCAGUCAUUAACAUCCCUUUUGAUGUUGCCAAGAGUAGGAUUCAAGGGCCUCAGCCAGUUCCUGGAGAGAUCAAGUACAGAACCUGUUUUAAAACAAUGACAACAGUCUAUCGGGAAGAAGGGAUUUUGGCUUUGUACAAAGGACUGCUUCCCAAAAUUAUGAGACUUGGACCAGGUGGUGCAGUGAUGCUGCUGGUUUAUGAAUACACCUAUUCAUGGCUGCAGGAGAACUGGUGACUGCCUCCCAAGCAUUUUCCCCUUGAGAUAAUGGGUAUUUGCUCUGCAACUCCAUGAAGAGGAAAGACUAUGGAUCAGCUAAGCUAGGCAUACAAUUAUGAAGGGGGAAACGGCUUAUUCAAGAACAAAGCCUAUUUUGAUUCUUUAGAAAUUAUCUUUAGACAACUUGAAAUGAUAGUUUGGGCAAUAGACAUAAAGCUGUGAAGAAAAUAAUAUGAAACCAUGAGAUAUAUAAGUUGCAUAUUAAAAUAGCACAGGAAGCAGAUAUGUUUUAUAACAGCCAAAUGAGCUUUUUCACUUAUGUUCCUCUUAUACUACUUUGCAAUGAAAAUUCAUUGUAAUAUUGUUUUUUUCUAGGAGGGCUAGAAAUGCUUCAAUCCUUGAAAAUACAUUUUUCUGUGGCUAUUCAUUCUAAGAAAAACUGGGUGAAAAAAAAGUUAAACCAGAAUUUAAAGUUUUUAUAAGUAAUUUACUUUUUCUACCAAUAAUAUUUAAAAACAAGGGGGAGAAUGUUUUCAAAAUGCACUAAAAUGACCUUUCAAGAAUGUUUAAUUUCAUGAAUGUUGUUAAAAUGUAAAUCUGUUCUCUAGUAAUGAUAUACACCUCAGUUUGAUUUUCCUAAAUCUGCUUUGUAUUUUACAGAUAUGUUUAAGCAGAUAUUUUCAAAUCAUGCUCUCUGAAGUCUUUUACUACUAAUAGAAUACACGAAAUUAAACUACUUUGAAGAUAAGUUUUGUUGCUGAAAUAUUUUAUUGCUAACCACAAAUUGGAAGCACUCCUUGGGCCCAUUGGUGCUGUCUGUAAUUGUAUCCAAAUACCUCAUACAGAACUCCCACCUAUGUUAUUCUUAAGAAUGUAGAACAGGAUGCUGUGGCAUACACCUGUAAUCCCAGUGACUCGGAAGAUUGAGGCAGGAGGAUCCCAAGUUUGUGGUUUGCCUCAGCAACUAAGGGAGUCCCUGUCUCAAGAUAAAAAUCAAAAAGAACUGGGGAUGUAGCUCAGUGGUCAAGCAACCCUGGGUUCAAUACGAAGUACUGGGGGAAGGGAAAAAAAAAAACAUAGAGACUGGGUGUAUGACUCAGUGAUAGAGGACUUGCUUAGCAUGUACCCACGUACCAGACCCUAGAUUCUAUCCCCAGCACAGGAAAAAAAUAAGUGUAGAGUAAAACCUCAUUUCCAGGUUGUUAGUUCUAAGUGACAGUUUCAGCUGUGACAUCUACUGUCUACAAUACUAAAAUAUGUAUGAAAGAAAAAAUACUUCAAAAUAGAAGUACAUUCUUAGCAUUUCCAAGCAUUCUUGUACAAACAUGCACCAUGCACUCUAAAAAAUAGCUCUUUGGUCUUGAUAUAACCAAAGUUGAUUUUGUAUCUGCAUCCUGAAAUGAUGCUACUUCAGUAGCAAGUCAACAAAAAUAUCUGAAUGUUGUAGAAGAAACCUGUUCUAAACUACUACUAUAGGAUAUUUCUACUAUGGAA
Molecule: messenger RNA, 2861 nt
Organism: Sciurus carolinensis (gray squirrel)
Lineage: Eukaryota; Metazoa; Chordata; Mammalia; Rodentia; Sciuridae
Gene: Slc25a21
Product: solute carrier family 25 member 21
Exons: 11
Coding region: 423-1385 (320 amino acids)
Biological process (GO): transmembrane transport
Source: RefSeq, a predicted model, not a curated record